Acanthosepion pharaonis is the source of this 831-nucleotide messenger RNA. Lineage: Eukaryota; Metazoa; Mollusca; Cephalopoda; Sepiida; Sepiidae. The record is from the annotation of a GenBank genome assembly.
AUGUUUAACGUUGCUGUUAAACGAGGGCCUUACACGUUACUGAUACACGCGGCCGUUACACGUCGUUGUUACACGUCUCUGUUACACGCUGCCGUUAGACGUAGCUGUUGCACGGUACCGUUACAUGUCGCUGUUACAAGCUGCCGUUACACGUGCUGUUACACGCUGCUGUUUCACGCUGCUAUUUCACUCUGCCGUUGCACCUCUGUUUACACGCUGCCGUUACACGUCGCUGUUACACGAUGCCGUUACACUUUACUGUUAAACGGUGCCGUUGCACGUCGCUGCUACACGCUUCCGUUACACAUCGCUGUUACACGCUUCCGUUACAUAUCGCUGUUACAUGCUGCCGUUAGACGUCGCCGUUACACUCUAUUUUUCUUAACAUUCCUGUUUUUCCUUUAUAUAUUCAUUUCCUUCGUCGUCGCCUUCUUCUUCUUCUUCUUCUUCUUCUUCUUCGGCCAUUUUGCUUCGUCUUCUUUUUUCUUACACUCUACUAUGCACUUCGACUUAAUUGCCUUUGAUGGCGUCUUUCUUCUCAACUUCUCGUCCUUGUUCCUUUUCCAUUUCCUUAACAGCACUCUUCCGUUAAUGUCUUCGUUCAGUUCCUACCUGAUCAUGGCUUUCAUUAAGUCUCCGUUAUUAUUUUCUUGCCUUUUCUGUUCUUUUAUUCUUUCUAAAUUUCUUUUCUGCACUUUAUUUUCGAAUUCCCUUUUCAUAACCUUUUCUUCUUCUUCUUCUUCUUCUUCUUCUUCUUCUUCUUCUUCUUCUUCUUCUUCUUCAAUCGCCGACACGUGGCGGAAGAUCAAUUGCUUAUCCUCUUGGAAGUAA